CACUUGUAUUAUAAAAUAGAAGGACUUCGGAGUAUAUUUAAAAUUAGCAAAACGUCUGUGGUUUUCCGCGAGAGCAGCCACUGUGCAGGGAAUUGACAAAAAGGUAUUUUUUAGCUACCGUGAUGAUUUAAAAAAAUGACAAUGCAUUGUUUUGAAUUUGCAGAACAGGAUCACUCUUCGCAGCUACGGAAAAUUCUUUGCAAGUAUUAAGCCUUUUAGGACGAAAAAGCGUAUUUAUAAACACAAAUUCAUCGGAAAAAGUAUAUCAUUUCGGUGCCAUGAAUUGGGAAAACUUUAUUGUGCAGAAUUGCCCACCGAGUAUCUACUAUGUGCCAAAUUUCAUUACGAAGGAGGAAGAAUGUUCCAUCAUGCAAGCGAUUGAUAAAACGCCAAAGCCUCGCUGGACACAGUUAUCCAAUCGUCGGUUAAUAAAUUAUGGCGGAGUGCCCCAUCCGAAGGGCAUGAUAGCUGAAGACAUUCCGGCAUGGUUGAACCAUUACGUCGAUCGAAUCAAUCAACUGAAUGUGUACGAGGAAGGAAUCAGGGCUAAUCAUGUGCUAAUCAACGAGUAUCUUUCGGGACAAGGCAUAAUGCCCCAUCUAGAUGGACCACUGUUUUAUCCUACCAUCACAACAAUAUCUUGUGGAUCACAUACCGUGCUGGAGUAUUACGACCAAAUCGAAGACAAUGUUUCCGAUACUAACGACACGAUAGUUCGCCAUCAUACGACGAGCAUCUUGUUAGAACCGCGCAGUCUGCUAGUGGUUAAAGACGAUAUGUAUCACAAAUAUCUUCAUUCGAUAGCAGAUCGUGAGCAGGAUGUGAUUGAUGAUAAGGUAGUAAAUUUGCCGAUGCUUAGCAAUGUGAAUGUAGGCGACGUAUUAUGCCGAUCGAAAAGGAUAUCAUUAACGAUUCGCCAUGUACCUAAGACUAGUAAAAUGAAAAUAAAAAUCUUUUAGCAAUGUUCUUUCAGCAACAGAAA
Anopheles funestus (African malaria mosquito) is the source of this 982-nucleotide messenger RNA. Its product is annotated as alpha-ketoglutarate-dependent dioxygenase alkB homolog 6. The transcript is spliced from 2 exons. The coding region runs from base 279 to 959 and encodes 226 amino acids. NCBI's taxonomy places the organism in Eukaryota, Metazoa, Arthropoda, Insecta, Diptera, Culicidae. The record is from RefSeq and is a predicted model, not a curated record.